Messenger RNA from Oppiella nova, 192 nucleotides. Lineage: Eukaryota; Metazoa; Arthropoda; Arachnida; Sarcoptiformes; Oppiidae. The record is from the annotation of a GenBank genome assembly.
AUGGACGAGUUGGCCGGCCUUAUGGACGUCAAACCAAAUCUAUGCAAAUAUUUCGUUACUGACCCCAAGCUAUGGUUUCACAUGUAUUUCGGUCCUUACGUUCCCUAUCAGUACAGGUUGACGGGUCCAAAUUCGUGGUCUAAAGCCAGAGAGUCUAUACUUACCCACUCGACAGCACUAUAUAUGUUUUAA